Molecule: messenger RNA, 1215 nt
Organism: Magnolia sinica
Lineage: Eukaryota; Viridiplantae; Streptophyta; Magnoliopsida; Magnoliales; Magnoliaceae
Product: protein CURLY FLAG LEAF 1-like
Exons: 2
Coding region: 185-829 (214 amino acids)
Molecular function (GO): protein binding
Source: RefSeq, a predicted model, not a curated record
CCUUUCAAUGUCUUUUUAAAGUCGCUCCAUUAGAUUCUCGCUUGCAGUUCUGUACCUGCAAUUUUAGCUCGAUUUUAGCCUAUAAAGCCAGCAUAUGUUCACCAUUUUAUAGAUCACGAAUGAAUCUAUAGAAAGAGAGAGAGAGAGAGAGAGAGAGAGAGAGAAGGAUCUUGAAUUCAAAUUCAUGGUUUCCUUUCAAAGUUCUAUCUCUCUAAGGGAGAGAAAGCCAUUCGCGGACUCCGAAUGCACGUCGAAGAAGCGAAAGUGGGACGAUAGAGAAAGAGAAGAAGAUCCAACAAAAGAAUCGAAGACGAUGCUAGAUAUCGAGCUUCAUCUUGAAACACCUUUGCCUUUGGAGUGGCAAAGAUGCCUCGACCUCCAGUCAGGAAAGAUCCACUUCUACAACACAAGGACCCAAAGGAGAACCUGCAAGGAUCCAAGAGAGAGCCCUGAGCCCCAGGACUUGCACCCCAUGAGCCUAGAACUCAAGCUCAAUCUCCCAUGUGAGUCAAUAGAAGCCCAUGCAAAUGGCAAAGAGAAUCAGAUGAAGCACCAUCCCAAUAGCCCACAUGAUUCCGGCGACUCGAGUAAGAAUUCUAGCCCGCCGAGGACUACAAAUUCAAGCGGCCUCUCCCGUUCCCUCUCUUGGGUGUCAUUCGAUGCCGAUCAUCAGGAGAUGGUUGCGGCCGUAUGUAUGCGUUGUCACAUGUUGGUCAUGCUUUGCAAGUCAUCACCUUCAUGCCCAAAUUGCAAAUUCAUGCACCCCCCAAACGAAAAUCCAUUGACCUUGUUUAAGCCCAACCUAAGCCUCCUAUGUUGCAAGGAUUGAUUAUAAAAGAAAAAAAAAACCUGCACUCAUAUCAUAUCUUGUAUUGAAGGCCCACUGGACUUUUAUCUUGUGAAGAGUGGAAAGAGAAAAAGAAUAGUAAAAGAGAGAUCAUAGGAUGAAAUUGAGUCAUGAUGGUGUAAAUAGGCUAGUAGAUUGGGAGGUGUAAGUGUAAUUUUUACUAUUUUGUAUAGGGUGAAAGUGCUGAUAUAUGAAAGGUGGGGGAUGGAGGAAAACAAGAUUUCCUUUUGUAUGGGUUGGUAUUCUAGGAUAAAAAGGAAAUGGGUGAGGAUUUUCUUUGGAUUGAUGACCUGUGUUUAACUUGUAGUAGGAUUGGAUAAAAGAUCUUAGUAGAUUCUUGUUAUUUGAAUGCUCUUUUUUUAGGUGGA